This is a messenger RNA of Zonotrichia albicollis (white-throated sparrow), 3022 nucleotides long. The record is from RefSeq and is a predicted model, not a curated record. NCBI's taxonomy places the organism in Eukaryota, Metazoa, Chordata, Aves, Passeriformes, Passerellidae.
AUGUAGGUGCAGCUGGGACAAGCGGAUAUAAAAUGCCCCAUCACAGAGUGCAGCGAACACCUGGAUGAAACAACUGUGCUCUAUAACCUGCCCCAUGACGACAUCAUCAAGUAUAAAUACUUCCUGGAACUCAGCCGCAUUGACUCCAGCACCAAGCCAUGCCCUCAGUGCAAGCACUUUACAACCUUCCGGAGGAGAGGCCACAUUCCUACCCCUGCCAAAUUGGAGAACAAAUACAAAAUCCAGUGUCCAUCUUGCCAAUUUGUCUGGUGUUUCAAGUGCCACUCUCCCUGGCAUGAAGGCGUUAACUGCAAAGAAUACAAGAAGGGAGACAAGCUGUUACGUCACUGGGCCAACGAAAUCGAACACGGGCAGAGGAAUGCCCAGAAGUGUCCAAAAUGCAAGAUCCACAUCCAGAGAACUGAAGGGUGUGACCACAUGACCUGUUCACAGUGUAACACUAAUUUCUGUUACCGUUGUGGGGAGAGAUACCGCCAGCUGCGCUUCUUUGGAGACCACACGUCAAACCUCAGUAUCUUUGGAUGCAAAUACCGCUACCUCCCCGAGAGACCACAUCUGAGGAGAUUAGUGCGAGGCUCUGUCUGUGCUGGAAAACUACUCAUUACACCCCUAAUAUUGGUUCUGGGACUGGCACUGGGAGCCGUAGCUGUUGUAAUAGGUUUAUUUGUGUUUCCUAUCUAUUGCCUUUGUAAAAAGCAGAGGAAAAGGUCACGGACAGGCCUGUUGGAAACUCAGCCAUUUCAUGAAGCAGAUGAAGAUGUGGUCACUGAUGUUGAUUUCACCAAUAUGAUUUCUGAAGAAGAAAAAGAAGAGUUAAAGACUGAGCUAGCCAAGCUAGAGGAUGAAAUUUCAACUUUGCGGCAAGUGCUAGCAGCCAAAGAGAAGCACCUGGUUGAAAUUAAACAAAAACUUGGCAUAAGUCUGAUGAAUGAACUGAAGCAGAACUUUAGCAAAAGCUGGCAUGAUAUGCAGACAACUUCUGCCUACAAGAAAACACAUGAGACCCUGAGCCAUGCGGGGCAAAAAGCAACAGCAGCUAUCAGCAAUGUAGGAACAGCUAUCAGCAAGAAGUUUGGAGAUAUGAGAUCGCAUUCAAUUAGCUACUCUAUUCGCCAUUCCAUAAGCAUGCCUGCAAUGAGGAAUUCUCCAACUUUCAAAUCGUUUGAGGAGAAGGUUGAAACCACUGUCACAAGCCUUAAGACCAAGGUUGGUGGGACAAGCCACACGGGAGGCAGUUUUGAAGAAGUUCUCAGCUCUACAGCCCAUGCUAGUGCUCAGAGCUCCCUCGCUGGCACCCGGCUCCCUGAAAGUGAAGAAGAGCUUCAGUGUUAAACAGCGGGCCCUCCUGAGCCCCACAUGCCUCUCUUCAGAGACUUGCCCACACAAUGGUUUUCAGCUCUCCCUCACCACACAACUUGCGCAACAAGGUUUUGUCAGCUUUGGAAAAUUGCCAUCCUGGCCUUGUGUUGGAGAAAUGUUUCCUCUCCCUGUUUCUAUUUCAGAUGGGCCGUUUUAUCACCAGGUACUUUGUACAUCAUCAAAACCACACGUAAGUCAUUGGCUAUAAUGCACUAAAUUCUGUGUUAAGUGGCUAAAUAGUUUUCAGUUACGUGUGACUUCCCUCUAACAAUCUCCCAGUCUCUGUUUCUUAUUUAUAUUGGUUUACCUUUUUUUCUAUCUGUUGGUUUCUGGCUUCCCUCUCAGUGCCACAUCAGACAGAUGGACCUAGAGCUGUGCAAAGCAUUCAGCUGCCAGCAGUAGCCCAUACACCAGCUGUCUACCAUCCAUACCAGGUGCCCUUUGCUCAGGAGUGAGUGUCUGUACAUCAUCUAUUUCCUAACAUUAAAAUCACUUACUGUCACAAAAAGCUGUUUCUCCUUCAGUGGUACGGUCUGGCAUUGCCCUACAUCCAUUGGGCAGCAGAGUUAAGGAGGGCAGGAAGAGACACCUGGUUAUUCAUACAGAAACCACCUAUCACAGCUGCUCAUUUCAGGUAAUCAUUCUGGCCGGAAAGGUUUCAGUUUCAAAAUGUGCACCAUUGCUUGCUCUCUUUGGUUUGGUAAGACUUGGCAGUGAACUUAAUUAGAAAACCAAGUGGAGUGGAGGGAACCUCUAAUAUUUCUGCCUCUGUAUCUUCCCCUCAAAACCAAGGAAAAAUAUGUUUAUGAGCCUCUGUCAAGAUACAGCCUUAAGUGAAAGAAUACAAACCAAACGUUUGGCUUCAGACGUGCCAUAGGUUAGAGAGCCCAUGCCUUCAGAGCUGCUAGCAUAGAUCCCAUCACCUGACAAUGCACAGGAUGAGUAAGAACUUCACUUUUGGUGUCAAAUUUUGCUGUGCUUCACUCCAGGAUGUUAAUUCCACCAACCGCAUUAUCCCUGCUCAAUCACCAAGAGCCAGACGUCUCUCAGCUUUCAUUCAGCAUGCAUUCUGAGCUGCAAUCUUUUCACGUUUUCUAAGGAAAGAGCAGCACGUUUGUGACACUAUCUUGCUGUGUAGUGAGCACGUGUCAGUCCGCAUGUUGUGUUGCUCAGCUCACCACACACUGAGGUGGGCACAGUUAUCAGUAAACAGGAUGGAAAGGAGCCUGGCUACUUUGAAAAUAGAUGUGUAUUUUGAGCAUACGCCAAAGCUUCAAAUCAGUGUUAGUGAGUUUGACAUUACAGACUGCUUAAAAUUUUGUGAGAAAAUGUGGCUUUAAGUGAUUUUUGUUUUUUUCUUGUGUGGCUUUUGUUAGUUUUUACAAAGUUGAAAGUCCUUUUGUAAUGUUCUACUGGAUAUAGGCUAACUUUGGACAUUUAUAUCACAUGCCUCUUUAGUGUGAUUUUUAGCAUGGAAGCAAACCUAAUUGUUUUUCUAGCAUUCUUGUGACAAUUUUCUAGCUUAUUUUACGUGGUUUUGUGCAUAAAUGUGAAUUUAUUUAAAAUGGAAGAUACUGACAACUUAGUUUGUGUAAAUGAAGUUCUUGAUAUUCUUAUUAAAAAUAAAUUUCUCGCUCUUUUA